GCGUCUUGUUGGCCAGUGCAUCGGUUCGCCGGUCGGCUUUUUUUUCUUUUCUUUUUUUUAUCUCGCAGGUUUUUAGCAGCUGAGGGGAAAGAAGAAGAAAAAAGGAAAAAAAAAAAAAAAGGGGAAGCAACUGGCCGAAGGGGCAGCAUCGGCGGCGCGGUGCUAUGGACCUCAGGGACAAUGUCGAGACAGGGGAGACGGAAAACAACCCGGAGCCCUUCUACGUGCCGAUUCCCGACGACGUGCCGUACAAGAGGGAGCAGGAGAAGCUGUCGGGGGUCGUCAAAAACGUCCACAGAAAACUGCGCAGGAAAUACAGAGAGGUGGGCGACUUUGACAAGAUCUGGCGCGAGCACUGUAAAGAUGAGCAGACACUGAGCGAGUACGCCCUCGCUAUGAAGAAUCUUGCCGACAACCACUGGACCAAAAACUGCGAGGGAGAGGGACGCAUCGAAUGGUGUCGCAGCGUCUGUCAAGAAUAUUUCUUGGAAGGCGGGAUGAAAAGAAUGGUAGAAAAGGAUGCGAAAAGCGCCAUGCUUACCAUGGGUCUUACUGCAGAUUCUGUAAGUGCCCAACCGUACAGCACCAUCCCCAGUUCCAUCUCUCAGCUGGGGAAAAUGCGCCUUCUUGACGUGGGAAGCUGCUUCAACCCUUUCUUAAAGUUUGAUGAAUUCCUGACAGUUGGUAUUGACAUAGUGCCUGCAGUUGAGAGUGUGUACAAGUGUGACUUCCUCAACCUUCAGCUCCAGCAGCCUCUCCAGCUGGCGUGCGACGCGGUAGAGGCCUUCCUCCGCCAGCUCCACAACCCCAUCGAUACGCUGCCUGCUCAGCUUUUCCACGUGGUGGUCUUCUCCCUGCUUCUGUCCUACUUCCCCUCACCGUACCAGCGCUGGAUCUGCUGCAAGAAGGCCCACGAGCUGCUGGAGCUGCACGGCCUGCUGCUCAUCAUCACGCCCGACUCCUCCCACCAAAACCGCCACGCCCUCAUGAUGCGCAGUUGGCGCGUCGCAGUGGAGUCCCUGGGCUUCAAGCGGUACAAAUACGUCAAGUAUUCCCACAUGCAUCUCAUCGCCUUCCGUAAGGCGUCUCUGGCCACCACCAGCGACCUGGUGUCCCGCAACUACCCAGAGAUGCUCUACAUCCCUCAGGACUUCCACUCCAACGAGGAGGAGGAGUGCGGCGACGUCCCCGUGCAGGUGCGCUCCGAGUUUGAGGACGACCAGAUGGCGUGGGGCUUCACGGAGCUACCUGACACGCCCUACGACUCAGAUUCUGGGGAGAGCCAGAGCAGCUCGGUGCCUGGCUUCCAUGAGCUAGAAGACCCCAUCCUGCUUCAGAGCUAGGCUCAACCAGCUCCACCCCCCCCCACCACCACUCUCUCCUUUUCUCUACGUAACUGUCACCUCCCCUUCAACUGCUGCGCUGCCAAAUUUAAACCUGCUGCAUUCUUCUCCCACUUGUCCUCCCUUUCCUCAAAACAAUGCAGUUUGCACAGUGCGAAAGCGAGAAGUUUACAGAUUAUUUUCUCAUAUCCACACUCCUCUGAGAGUACACACACACACACACACACACACACUCUCACACACAAAGAUGGAUAUAUUUUGAUAAAUAUCUAGAUUUUUUUAAAAGAGUUGGAAAGUGAAUGCCCCUCAGAUAUCUAAACUCCCUGCUACUUGAUUUCCAUGCAAUCUUCCAAUCAGCUUUCAAUAACAAAAGUCAGCUUGUCUGCAUUCUGUACUCUGCCUUUAUUUUAAUAAGCUAGUGUGGCAGGCUGCUUGGUACAAAACACAAAUGCAGCGACCCCAGCAGUCUGGCAGGAGUUUGAUUGCACUGGAAAGACUGAGAUGGAAAGACUGGACUGGUACGCUUGCUUCCGUCAGUCAUGCAGCUAGACUUUCUGAAAAAUCUUGAUGUGCGUUUAGUUUUCCAAGACAAAAAAAUAAGUUCCUUUUUUUUUUUUUUAGAUAUAUAUCUCAAAAAACAGUCAAAACAUUGGUGUUGUCCAGUGUAAAGUGUGGCAAUGCCAUUUUAACUUGCCAUCCUCUGAAUGAUUUGUGUAAUCUUUUACAACAAAGUGGUAUUUGUAGCAUUUUAAACAUUUUCAGAACCAUAAGGUAGGAGUAUUACUAGGUUUACUAAUGUGAAACUGUAACUUGUGUUUACUCAUUGCGUAACAAGGUACAAGUGCUUCAAUGUAGGUAUUAGUUGUUUUUUUUUUUUUCUCGCCUCCUCGUUGUCCUCACAAAUAUUACAACUUAAUUAUCUCCUGUUAGCUUUCCAAUACAUUUCUUGUUCUCUAGCAGAAACAUAGUACAACACUGUAAGCCAGUGGCCCAUAUCAAAAUGGACUUUAAAGCACCAGUAUCCUUUGACACAAUUUUGUAACUUCAAUGUGAAAUUACAGUAAGUACUCUGCCUCCAGAAAAAGGUCGCAGACGAUUCACCUUGACGGAAGAUAUUUGCACUAAUUUACUUUUUUUUUUUUUUUUUUUUUGUCAAACCGAAAACCUCUAGAGACGGGUGAGAAACAGUCGAUUUUAGCAAUAGCAAGCGAGAACAGAUCUGAAGACGGCUGUGUCUGACGACGGGAGGUUUUAGCUGAAGACACUACCGGGUGAAACGUUUGGUGCGCGUGUGGUCCGGCCUCUCCCCGAGCGGGCUGAAUGUGUGGUUGGAUUUGUCCAGUGUGAAUGAAAAGAAUGAAUUUGUGUUGAUGUCAGUGGCACUUUAUCAUUGAUCCCAAAGGGGUGUCACAAAAUGUAAUUAUUUUCCUAUGAUGACCGUUUUACAACCAAUAUGAUGGGCCCGCGAGAUAACAGUCGGUCUAAGGUGCCUUCUUUGUUCACACGAUGCUGUAUGUUGCAAGUGGAUUUCCAUGCACCUGGAGAAAGUGGAACUCGUACCCUUUUUAAACGGGAAGAUAUCAAGCUUCUCUGGCCAAAUAGUAUCUACUAACUGUCCAGUUCUCCUCUAUCAUAUUAAUGGCUACCAAGAAACAUUUCCAGUGUUGAUGUAAUGCAGUGUGUUCCCAUUCCCAUCUCGUUUUCCAGGUAACAAGACAGUUCUCUCUGCUUAUAUCUUCUCUGCGUUAACCGAAAAUAACACAAACACACACACACACACACACUCCCAAAAAAACCUUUCGCAGUACCACACAAAUUCAGAAUUUUUAAGUUUUGUGAUGAAUCGGUGCUUUUUGUCUUCCAAUGUUUCUUUAGGUGCAUUUGAGUUGUUUCAUCUUCAUUAUCAACAAUGCAGAACAAUGUGUGCUUAUAGUAUGGUUGUAUUUCUCUUUUAUAAAUGAAUGUAAAUGUA
Messenger RNA from Cyclopterus lumpus (lumpfish), 3315 nucleotides. RefSeq names its product base methyltransferase of 25S rRNA 2 homolog (gene samtor). NCBI's taxonomy places the organism in Eukaryota, Metazoa, Chordata, Actinopteri, Perciformes, Cyclopteridae. The record is from RefSeq and is a predicted model, not a curated record. Gene Ontology annotation, biological process: negative regulation of TORC1 signaling. Bases 165 to 1343 code for a protein of 392 amino acids. The transcript is spliced from 5 exons.